UCUGGAAUUCUGUACAGGCAGAGCUGCGGACACCUAAGAUAACGCAAUUUCUGCGCUAGGUGGGGCGGGGCUCCGCGAGGACCUCAUGCUGAAGGGAUAACUUGGGAAGCGGAGGCAGGCGAUAGAGAAGGGGCGUCCGACGGCUACUGAGGACGUGAUCCUUGCAGAUUAUCUUCUGGGGAAAAAAUGCCUAAAGUCAAAAGAAGCCGGAAAGCUCCCCCAGAUGGCUGGGAGUUGAUCGAGCCAACAUUGGAUGAAUUAGAUCAAAAGAUGAGAGAAGCUGAAACAGAACCUCACGAGGGAAAGAGGAAAGUGGAAUCUCUGUGGCCCAUCUUUAGGAUCCAUCACCAGAAAACCCGCUAUAUUUUUGACCUCUUCUACAAGCGGAAAGCCAUAAGCAGAGAACUGUAUGAAUACUGUAUUAAAGAAGGCUAUGCAGAUAAAAACCUAAUCGCAAAAUGGAAAAAGCAGGGAUAUGAGAACCUAUGCUGCCUGCGGUGCAUUCAGACACGGGACACCAAUUUUGGGACGAACUGCAUUUGCCGGGUCCCCAAAAGCAAGUUGGAAGUGGUAAUGUCUCCACCCCUGUCAUGUCUGACGACUGGGUGGGAUAUUACUGUCAGGAUUCUGCCCUAGUUGACCACAAGGGGUUUUAUGUUGUUCUGUUUUGUGGUUGGCCAUCCCCCCAGCAGUGAGACCCUCUGGUCAGGAAUCCAUGCCAGGGAGUUUGGCAGUAAUUAUCUUACAUCUGGGGGCCAGUCUCACCUCCUCCUUUGGGCAAGUUAUUGGGUUCCUUUCCUCACUUAACCAAAUGGGGGUGAUGAUACCCACCGGCCAGUCGGCAGGAGCUUGUCCCUUUCCCUCCAGUGCUUGCCCUUCAGCCGCCCUUUUUUCCAGGCCUCCUUUUCCUCCCAGGGACACUUCAAUGUUAGCAUCACCAUGUCUCCUGCCAGAACUUCCUGGGCGGCUGGGGAACACGGCUGGGUGUGCAGUAGCUCGGCUCCACACACAUACGCCUCUGAAGUGGAGCCGCAGGAAGCAGAGAAGGGUUGCUGGGCUGUUGGCCGUUAGCGCCCUUUGAGCGUGGCCCCUCGGCUGACCGCCAUGGGCCCCGCUGGGAGGUCAGGCCAGAUGUCUUCUUUCACACCGUCCCUCGUCACAAGGUCCCUUCACACUGCAGCACUAGUUACAGCUUGUAGGGCUUUGGCUCAGCAGGCAGCUCUGUCCCCCUGAACCAUCUGGAAGCUCAAGGACGGGCAUGUGGAGCAGUGGAGAGCGAGCACGGGCUGCCUCCUGAGGGGCAGCUCUGCUGCUGGUCUCUGGCGGGGGCAGGAAGGGGGGCAGAGCAGCAGAAGCCCUGCUCCUCCAAGAGCCCCAGGGUUCCACGGUGAUGUCUAGCUGGGGCUCCUGCCCCAGACCUGAGGCCAGAACAGAGCCUGCUUCAGAUUUAGUUGGGUUUCACCAUCAGAUCUUGUUUCCUUAGACCAGAGUCUUGCUCCUCCAAAAAAGAAGAAAAAGGAAAAUAAACACCAUUGCCCUGGGGCCUUCUGUCUGCUGAGCGGGCUCCCCUGCCAGCCAGACACUAGGCCACACCUGGCCUGGGGGACAAGACUGUUCCGCUGCCACACAGAUUCAAGUACACACUCUUCUUCUUCCCGAGCCCACAGUGGAAAGUUCCCCAGCCCAGGGGCGGCCCUGAGGCCUCUGGCGCUGAGCCCCCUGAGCGGUAGCAGACCCACCCCCAGCUCACUGUAGGGUGUGUCCUGCGUGCUUCGCAGAAUAACAAGAAUCAUUUACACAGAUUUUUUUUUUUUCCUUUUUUGGGAGCAAGUGUGUACACUGAAUUUGCAUAAAUUAAAUCCACAUAGAGAAGUAACUGCAGUGUCAACAGCAGCUGUUUCCAUGUUCACGAGGGAACCGAAUUUUCCCCAUCCAGCACUGUCGCAGAGGGUUUCUGAGGAGUGUCCUAUGGGGAGUGGAUGUCCCGUGGCCACCCUUCCCACAGGAUUCCUGCGUGUGGGCGUGUGGCCCAUGGCAGGGGCACGGGGUCUCAGCUGUCUUCUGUUUGCAGGGCCGGAUCAUCGAGUGCACGCACUGCGGCUGCCGGGGCUGCUCUGGCUGAGGCCAUCGGCCCCGACCCCUCUCCGCCCUGGACUCUGGACUGCGCAGGUUUCUGCCUGUCACGCCACCCUUUCCUGGGAGCAGCUCUUCCUCAGAGCAGUUCCCCAGGCCCGAGUAGGAGCAUGGUCUCUACAUGUGAAGGCUUUGGUGUUCAUCAGCUGUGAUUUGUAGAAAUAAAACUAGUAAACCUUU
This is a messenger RNA of Orcinus orca (killer whale), 2313 nucleotides long. RefSeq names its product BUD31 homolog (gene BUD31). The record is from RefSeq and is a predicted model, not a curated record. Gene Ontology annotation, biological process: mRNA splicing, via spliceosome. Lineage: Eukaryota; Metazoa; Chordata; Mammalia; Artiodactyla; Delphinidae. Gene Ontology annotation, cellular component: nucleus; spliceosomal complex. The coding region runs from base 187 to 636 and encodes 149 amino acids. The transcript is spliced from 4 exons.